Panicum hallii is the source of this 570-nucleotide messenger RNA. RefSeq lists its product as uncharacterized. Bases 1 to 570 code for a protein of 189 amino acids. Gene Ontology annotation, biological process: negative regulation of catalytic activity. Gene Ontology annotation, molecular function: enzyme inhibitor activity. The record is from RefSeq and is a predicted model, not a curated record. The transcript has a single exon. Lineage: Eukaryota; Viridiplantae; Streptophyta; Magnoliopsida; Poales; Poaceae.
AUGGCUGCUGCUGCUUCCCUUCGUGUCGUCGUCGUCCUCCUCGCCGUCUCGAUGUCCUCCCUCCGGCGCACCGCCGCCACGGUCACUGUGGAAGAGGCGUGCAAGCAGUACACGAAGCACCCGGAGUACUGCGUGACGGCCCUGUCGUCGGCGGACCCGGCGAUGAAGGAGGCGGCCGUACAGGGCGGCCUACCGGGGCUGGCGGAGCUCUCGCUAUCGCUGGCGGCGCAGCGCGGCGCGGAGACGGUCACGUUCGUGAAGGGCCUGGCCGACAUGCCCGGCGGGAUGCCGCCGGAGUGCCUGCAGAACUGCGUGGCGAAGUUCCAGGAGGCGGUGGCCGACCUGCAGCGGUCCAAGACGGCGAUGCAGGAGUCCAAGGACGCGUCCGCUACCGGCGUGUCGUCGGGGCUGGCGGCGGCGAAGACGGACGGCGACGAGUGCAUGAGUAACUGCCACAGAAUAGAGGGCGGCGGCGAGCUGGUCAUCGUCGACAAGAUCGGGGACCUCAGCAAGAUGUGCUCCGUCGCCCUGUCCCUCGCCGAUGCUUCCAUUCAUAAUCGCAACGCAUGA